ACAAAUUAAAUGUUAGAUCCGAAUAUCCUUUUCCAACGAAAGUUAUUUCCUGUUCGGCAUGCGCAGUUGUCUAAAUUCCACAAACCUUGUUUACAAAAUAUUAUUUGAGUUUACAACUGCAUUUUAGACAAGAUGACGGACGCAGAUGGAGAAAUAUUGGCUAAGAUCCACUACUACUGCCGAGAGCAGUACUUCUGUCACAUGGAGGAUGCCGCUGAUGAGGGGUUAAAAAAAUACUCAAAUGAUGGCGUCCUAAAGUUCUACAGAGCGUAUGCCAUGAUAUUGCAAGAUCGUAUCCAGGAAGGGAUGAGAGAACUGGAUGUUUUGAAAGACAAGCGGGACGUUAACCUGUGUUCCACCAUGGCCCUGAUGUUAGCUCACAAGAAGGGAAACUCUGUUGAUCGCGAGGCAGUGACAGAGUUAGAUGCGAAGUUGAAAGAGGAAAGGAAACAGUCUGGGGAAAUGGGCCUAUACUAUGCUGGGCUGUUCCUGUUUCUCACCGGAAAGCAUGACAAAGCUAGAGAAUACAUCGACAGAAUGUUGAAACUCAAUGGCGAUAAUGCUGAGGGUCUGGUGUUGAAAGGCUGGAUUGAACUAAUGAGCGGGCGAGAGGCGAAAAAGGCUCUCAAGUACUUUGAUGAUGGUCUCUCAAAGUCUGUUGGUGGUAAAAACAUUGAUGGUCUGCUCGGCAAGUCUCGACAUUUUGAAGCAAAGCACAACUACAGCGGUGCACUAGAUGCAGUCAACCAGGUGAUUGUACACUACCCAAACUUUCUCCCGGCUCUCAUCGAGAAAAUGAGAUUACAACUCUCCCUACAGGAUUGGGAAUCAUCCAUUGAGACAGCACAAAGAGCUCUUGGCGUGGACAUGCACUGUUUGGAGGCUAUGAGAUACAUGGCCCUGCAUCUUCUGUGUCGGGAAGGAAACUAUCCUGAGGCUGCCAGUAAGAUAGGGGACAUCAUCACAACACUGGACAGAUUUGAGUCUAAGAAUGCCUCCCUCUACUGUAGCAUGGCCCAGGUCUUCUGUAGGCUGUGUGGUCGUAACUCCCUAGUCCUACAGCAGACCUACACUCUGAUGGAGCGAGCUGUGAGCCUGAGUAGCCAGAACUCCGAGUACAUCACAGAACUGGGCUUCCAGUUGUUACUACAGGGGAAAAUGAAGGAUGCUAUGAGGUGUUACAAGAAUGCCAUGAAGAUAGAUGAGACCAGUGUUUCUGCUCUCACUGGUAUAAUCCGCUGCCAGCUCCAUGACAACCAGCUAGACGAUGCCGCUCAACAGUUGGAGUUUCUCGGUGAGAUACAACAGAGCAUUGGAACUUCAGCAGAGCUGGUAUACAUGAGUGCUGUACUGGCAAUGAAGAAAAGUACAGGACCAGAGAAGUGCCUUGAACUCCUCAAUACCUGUAUUGAGACACACUUCAAGAGCCUUAAGGGUUUUCCACUGGGUAUCGAGUAUUUCCGACUCAUGAAUCCAGACUUCCUGCUCCAAGUGAUCAAGGAUUAUCUACAGUUUGCACCACAGACAAACAUGUUGGAACAUGGAACCAGAAGACAGCCAGUGGGCGCAGGCCAGGCAGUGAACCCGGUGUUGAAGAGGUGUAACCAGGUGUUGGACCCGCUCACCCGAGCAGUGCCCGGGCUUCUAGAGGCACUGUUUCUCAUGGGGAAGGUCAAAUUCCUUGCAGGAGAGAUAGAGCCCGCCCAGUCCACUCUACAACAUUGUAUAGAUGUAGAGCCCACCUAUUCAGACGGCCAUAUCCUCAUGGCACAGAUACAUCUUAACCAGAACAAUUUCAAACUCGCGAAUCAGUCACUGGAGGUUGGACUAAGUCACAACUUUGAGGUACGAGACCACCCCCUGUACCACCUGAUUAAGGCGCGCAUACAGAAGAAGCAGGGAGACAAUGAAGAAGCAGUCCGUACUCUCCAGAUGGCCAUGUCCCUACCCGGCAUUAAAGCCACAAGAGGAGGUUCGGCAGCCUCUAGACGGCCAACCAAGUCCAACAUAGGAACAAACGACAGGGUAUCUGUGUACCUAGAACUGGCCGAGGCUCAUAGACUUCUUGGUAACCAGCAUGAGGCAGCAAAGGUCAUGCAAGACGCCAUCAACGAUUUUCAAGGUUCGGGGGAGGAAAUGAGAAUAACCAUUGCCAAUGCAGACCUCUCCAUAGCGAGAGGAGAUGUAGAAGCUGCUAUCACCAUGCUGAGAAAUAUCGGCCCCAACCAGCCAUACUUUGUACAGGCUAGGGAGAAAAUGGCAGAUAUCUAUCUUCACCAUAGAAAGGAUAAGAAACUGUAUGCCAGUUGUUAUAGGGAGUUGGUUGACAAGAACCCGAGUUCCCACACCUGUCUGCUGCUGGGGGAUGCCUAUAUGAGCAUACAGGAGCCAGAGAAAGCUAUAGAGGUGUAUGAGUCAGCAUUGAAGAAGAACCCCAAGGAUGGAACCCUGGCCAGCAAGAUUGGACAGGCCCUCGUGAAAACACACAACUAUGGAAAGGCUAUCAACUACUAUGAGGCAGCCCUGCGGUCUACAGGCCAGAGUUUCCUGCGUUAUGACCUCGCUGAACUCCUGUUGAGGCUGAAACAGUAUGACAAAGCUGAGAAAGUCCUUAAAGUCGCCCUGGAAGAAGAACAAAAUGGCGAGCUUGACAUCAUGAUUGACCAUACAAGGUUCAUGGUACUGCUGGCCAAGGUCUACGAGAAAUCUGCACGGCUAGAAGAUGCCAUGUUGUCUCUUACCAAGGCCAGGGAGAUGCAGGCAAGAGUGUUAAAGCGGGUGCAACUAGAACAACCAGAUGCUGUUACUGCACAGAAACAACUGGCAACUGACAUCUGUAGCCAGAUGGCCCUACAUUCCAGCGGACAACGAGACUUUGACAAGGCUAUCACUUACUACAAGGAGGCUCUUGUGUAUAACGAAAACGAUGGCAAGAUAAUGCUGGAUGUAGCAGGCCUGUAUUUGUCGACUGGUGACCUUGAUGCCUGUCAACACCAGCUGAUGACCCUGCUGAAGAGUGACAAGGAGAAUGACGCUGCCACCAUUAUGUUGGCAGAUCUGAUGUUCCGGAAGAAUGAGUAUGACUCAGCCAUGUUCCACUUUCAACAGCUGCUACAGUUAAAGGCUGACAACUAUGAUGCCCUAGCCCGUCUUGUUGACCUGAUGCGGCGGGCUGGAAAGCUUGAGGAGGUUCCAAAGUUCCUUGACAUGGCAGAGAAUGCCUCCCCUCGGUCCAAGGUGGAACCAGGGUUUAACUACUGUAAAGGACUCUAUGAAUGGUACACGGGGAACCCCACUGCCGCUCUCAAACUGUUCAACAUGGCCCGUAAAGACUCUGACUGGGGUCACCAGGCCACAUUCUCUAUGGUGGAGAUAUGUCUCAACCCUGACAGUGACACCAUAGGAGGGGAGGUGUUUGAAAGUGUGGAGGGAGAAGUCAGUCAGAGUGAGAGCAGGGAGAAGACGGACAGUGAACAGAUGGCUGUACGGACAGCAGAGAAACUACUCAAGGAGUUGAAGCCCAAGCCGGGCGACCAGAGACCCCAGUAUCUGGCCAAUAUGGCCCUGAUAGCCACCAAACAGAAAGCGAACGUGGAGAAAGCCAUUAACAGCUUCAUGGAGAUGGUCUCAGAUGAGAAAUCAAAGACUAAGAAACAGGAGAAUGUUGGUGCUCUGUACGGUGUUGCAGCGGGUUACAUGGUUCUGAAGCAGACACCACGAGCCAGGAACCAGCUGAAGAGGGUUGCCAAGAGCAACUGGAACAUGGUGGAUGCUGAAGAUCUAGAAAAGUCAUGGUUACUUCUGGCAGAUAUCUACAUACAGUCUGGGAAGUAUGACAUGGCAACAGAGUUGUUGAAGAGAGUCUUACAGCACAAUAAGUCAUGCUGUAAGGCGUAUGAGUACCAGGGCUUCAUUAUGGAGAAGGAACAAUCUUACAAGGAUGCUGCCAACAGUUACGAAAACGCAUGGAAAUAUGGAAAUAAGAACAAUCCUGUCAUAGGAUUCAAGCUGGGUUUCAACUACCUGAAGGCCAAACGAAUGGUGGAUGCAAUAGAUAUUUGUCACCAUGUGUUAGCAUCUCAUCCAAACUACCCAAAGAUUAAGAAGGAGAUUCUCGACAAGGCAAGACAGAGUCUACGAGUGUGAUGGGAAAUACAACAGUAGAAUUCCAGUUCUUAGACCGUCAGGACAUUUUCUCAUUGACACAUGGCACAAGAAGGUCGUGACUUCAUGUAAAACAGGAGUUACACCUGUCCUGCACUAAGCACUCACAUUUUGUAAAAGUCUAAGGGACUAGCAUAUUAAUUUUUUUGGUGAGGAAAUUCCAAGUGGCACCAAGAUAAGUAAGGGUUGACAGCAAUAAGGUCCUAGAUGACAUUAACUAAGAAGCAGAUAGAACCAUCUCACUUUCACCUGGAAAAGAAGGGACUUUUCACCAGAGUAUUAUCUUUUAUAACAAAUAUAGAUUAAAAUCUGAAAAUUGGACUAUAUUUUACCAUGACUGUGUAAGUGCUCAGUAUGGCAUUAAUGGAAAAUUGCUGAAUAAUUGUAUAUUUCAAUAAGAUUACUAUAUGAACAGAAGUAUUUAAGUUUUUAUGAUUGUUUACCCCUAAUGUAUUUAUCUUUCUUGCAUACCUGAUAAGAGAUUAGAGGUUAAAUUUGGAUAAACCAAAGUGUGGGCUGUUUUAAAUGUUCUGAAAUGACCUAUUAAAAUGAUUUUGUUCAAGAGCUUUUUCCAUUGAAUUUACAGUGCACAUAUCAAGAUGCUUCUGUGAUGUGACAGUUUGAAUAUCAUCUUGUAGUUGUGUAUUUCUUGUUUAUUAAGGAAGUGUUCAUCUUGUAGGAAUACAAACUAGACCCUUUAACUGACUGAGGCUGUGUUCAGAAAAAAAUGUUUUCCAUCAAUAUUUCAUCGCUUUUGAUCGAAUGUUAUGGAAAUAUCAAAACAGUGUUUUUGUCUUGUAUACCGGAUUUUGUCCUGAACAAAAUACACUGUACUCUAUAUGUAUACAAAUACUAUAGUGUUUCUUAACGCACUCCCUUGCUACGUUUUGUUUAAAAAAGUAAGUGCUUUGAAUCUCUGACACAUUCUAUUUGAGUUUAUUUUAUAUGUUUGUAUAAAAUGUUUAUCUACCAUUCCGUCCGAUGUGAUCUGUUUAUUUAUUUAUGAUUUGAAAGAUAUUUGUAUAUUGAUGAUUCAUUGAGUGAUAAUGUUAUUUAAUAAAUACUAUAUUUGAUGAA
This is a messenger RNA of Mya arenaria, 5241 nucleotides long. RefSeq names its product tetratricopeptide repeat protein 21B-like. The record is from RefSeq and is a predicted model, not a curated record. Gene Ontology annotation, molecular function: protein binding. NCBI's taxonomy places the organism in Eukaryota, Metazoa, Mollusca, Bivalvia, Myida, Myidae. Gene Ontology annotation, biological process: protein localization to cilium; intraciliary retrograde transport. Bases 133 to 4146 code for a protein of 1337 amino acids. The transcript is spliced from 38 exons. Gene Ontology annotation, cellular component: intraciliary transport particle A.